Cynoglossus semilaevis (tongue sole) is the source of this 8194-nucleotide messenger RNA. Its product is annotated as neuronal acetylcholine receptor subunit alpha-2-like. The record is from RefSeq and is a predicted model, not a curated record. Gene Ontology annotation, molecular function: transmembrane signaling receptor activity; acetylcholine-gated monoatomic cation-selective channel activity. Gene Ontology annotation, cellular component: postsynaptic membrane. NCBI's taxonomy places the organism in Eukaryota, Metazoa, Chordata, Actinopteri, Pleuronectiformes, Cynoglossidae. The coding region runs from base 692 to 2611 and encodes 639 amino acids. The transcript is spliced from 8 exons. Gene Ontology annotation, biological process: monoatomic ion transmembrane transport.
AAAGUGCAUGCAAUAUUUCUUAUGCGUUUUCCAUUAGUUUUACUUCUGAAAUUUUAAAAACAAUUUGCACCACCUUAUAAUGUUGUAAUUUGUCUGACAGGGUUAUACAACAAUCUGUAUAUAGUUUUUAGUACACUGGCCUGUCAGUAAACACACAGAAGUAUAUUUAAGUAAUACUGUCGUUUGAUUGUGUUCUUGUCAAGGUGUCCAUUUGACAGCUGUUUUAUUCCACUUUUUUUUUCUCAAUCCUAAAGUUCCACACCUGACCACUAGAUGGACUCUAGUUUUACAAACCUGCCUCAACCAGAGCGACACACCUGUAUGUCGAUGUCUUUAUUAGCAACAAAUGCCGUCUGUUCUGAUCGUUCAGACGUCUCCACACACUGCCUUGACACCGACACAUCUGUAGCUGUUUGAGGAGGAGAUGUUUCUGAGUAUUCGCUGGAGCUGAACUUUUCAAAGUUAUACCAAACUUAAGAACAAGAGAAGGAGAUGGACGUCUGGAGGCAGGGGAAACACUGGAGCCAACUGGGCUGACAGGGAGUGACAGAUGUGACCUCUACUGGCUGCUGAAACUCCACUGACCAUCCUGACCAGAGCACACCAUCAUGACUGACCUCCAUCUCUGAGCUCCCGCAGAAGUUGGAGGACAAGCAGAGUUCACACAGAGUUGGAAACUAGAUAACAAACCAUGGAUCUGUACAAAUAUUUAGGCUUACUCGUCUUCAUUCUUCCUGCAGAAGUUUGUUCCCAGGUUGCACCACAUGCCCAUGCUGAAGAGAGGCUUCUCAAGGAUCUGUUUGCACAUUAUAAUAAGCUCUCCAGGCCUGUGGAGAACACUUCAGACACAGUGCUCGUUCACUUUGGCCUGUCAAUUGCCCAGCUUAUUGAUGUGGACGAGAAGAAUCAGAUGAUGACUACAAACGUUUGGGUCAAGCAGGAAUGGAAUGACUACAAACUCCGCUGGGACCCAGAGGAAUAUGAGAAUGUCACCUCCAUACGUAUACCCUCUGAGAUUAUCUGGAGGCCAGACAUCGUCCUUUACAACAAUGCUGAUGGAGACUUUGCUGUAACUCACCUCACCAAAGCUCACCUGUUCUAUGAUGGUCAGAUAAAGUGGAUGCCACCAGCAAUUUACAAAUCCUCAUGCAGCAUAGAUGUUACAUUUUUCCCCUUUGACCAGCAAAGCUGCAAGAUGAAAUUUGGCUCCUGGACCUAUGAUCGUGCCAAGAUUGACCUCAUCAACAUGGACAGUAACGUGGACCAGAUGGACUACUGGGAGAGCGGCGAGUGGGUUAUAAUUAACGCAGUGGGCAAGUACAACACCAAAAAGUACGAGUGCUGCACAGAGAUCUACGCUGACAUCACUUACUACUUCAUCAUCCGGAGGCUGCCUCUGUUCUACACCAUCAACCUCAUCAUCCCCUGUCUGCUCAUCUCCUGCUUGACCGUUCUGGUGUUUUAUUUGCCGUCACAGUGUGGAGAAAAGAUCACCUUGUGCAUCUCCGUGUUACUGUCUCUGACCGUGUUUCUCUUGCUGAUCACAGAGAUCAUACCGUCUACGUCACUGGUUAUUCCGCUGAUUGGAGAAUACCUGCUCUUCACCAUGGUGUUUGUCACACUCUCCAUUAUUAUAACAGUCUUUGUGUUAAAUGUUCACCACCGAUCCCCCAAAACCCACAGCAUGCCUCAGUGGGUGAGGAGAAUAUUCCUGGACUUGGUCCCUCGAGUUCUCUUCAUGAAGCGCCCACCGGGAACAGCAAAGCAACACUGCAAGAAGCUCAUCGAGAUGAUUCACCAUCCCACAGUCAUAUCGGCAACAGGCAACUCACAGGCAUUUUGGACAGGCUUAGAGACAGGACUGAAACAGAUGGCACAGGUGGAGAAUACGCUGAUAAAGACUCCUGAUAGUCCAAGCAUUGUUGUCUGCUCACCUUCUCCAUCGUCUUCCCCACUUUCGGAGCAGACUGACGAAGAUCAUAAACCAAAGGCCAACAUUUUCUGCCAGUCAACAUUAAGUCAAUAUUCUUUUUUCUCGGAUAGACAACUUCUACGUGGACACAACUCCACAACUUUGUCUUCUUCUCAGUUGUCCUUGCCUCCAUCCUUACCCCUUGGCCCACUCCAUAGCUUCUCCAAAGAAGAAUCACACACCUUAGCUCCAAAUGGCCGUUCCCACAGCGUGGAGCAAAUGUGUGACCAGCAGAAGGAACUUUCACACAGAGUUGGGCAACAUUGUCGCUCACGCAGUUUCCAGUGUUGCUGUCCACAUGAUGAGGCAUCUGGUGGUAUCAGGAUAUCAGAGCGGCCGAAGAAAAAGCCUCCCACAAGUCAUCUUGGAGAAACCUUCUCAUUAGAGCCUACUAAGGAUGCCAGUACCCAGCAAGACAACUUAGUUGUAUGUGUGUCUCCAGCUAUGCAGCGGGCCAUAGAAGGAGUUCAGUACAUCGCUGAUCAUCUCAGGGCAGAGGACGCAGACUUCUCAGUGAAGGAGGACUGGAAGUACGUGGCCAUGGUCAUUGACCGGAUAUUCCUUUGGAUGUUUGUAUUGGUUUGUAUCCUGGGAUCUGUGGGAUUGUUUCUCCCUCCUUGGUUAGCUGGAAUGAUCUAGAACAUUCCAACAUUAAGAAAAGUAAUGAACAAUGACAGAUGGGCAAUGCCUUCCCGCACGAUAGUUUCUUUUUCUUAUUUAUCAUUUAUCGUAUCUAUCUAUUUUUAUUAAAAGACCUACAAGUCACCCUCCUAGGACUCACCUUGAGGUUACUCAUGAAGAAAUGAGAAGAAAUACCCAUUGUUGAUUCCACUGGGCCAUAUAAAUUCUUUAUGAGAGCCAGAAGGGCAACAGAAAAAAAUAUCUUUUCACACAAGUCCAUUUCAACAUAGAGUUAUUUCUUGAGCUUUCGACUUUGUGGAAAUUAUGAAAAGUCUGUGAAUGAUGUAAAAUCCUGGAUAACAGUGGAAAGACAAAGGCAUUGUGUGCUGCUGAUAAAUAAAAUUGGUUUUGAACUCAAUGUCAGUGUUCUAGUAUCCUCAAGCAAAUUUAACGAGACACUGAUCUCACCAAAUCCUCAAAAUUAUCUUGGAAACUUCAGAGUGUCAGAGCAGAAGGGAAUUCUGGGAGGGAUUUGCUGCGUGUUCAGGCGUGACAUGUUUGUGCAGCGGUCAUUGUCUGAUCAAGGACACACAGAUGUGUGCUUUUAUAGUCAUUACAUGUGUUUGGUGUUUCUCACACGUAAUUACAUUGAUUGGUUUUAUUUUACAAAUGUAUUUAACAAAAACAACAUUUUAGCAAACACAUUUCAUUUCUUAAAGGUGUUUUUAUUCAACAGAUAUAAAUAUUUGCCCAUUGUGGAACACUGAAUGUUUUCAGAGCAUUUUUAUUAUUAUGUGUUUUCACUUCUAAAUAAUAACGGAUUUGACUCAAUGAUAGUGGUGAAAUCUUUGGCUAUGGUGGUAUGUGUUGCUAACUCUAAUUGGAUAUGACGAUAAUUGUUGCUAACUUUGAUUGGCUAUAACCAGUGGUGCUGCCCCUGACUGAUAGGGCCACAACAAAUUAAAUAUUACACCAACAUGUUAAAUGAUUAAUUAUUCUGAUCCUAAUCAUAAUCAUAAUAACAGUUAUAGUGGAUGAUGCACAGUAUGUAGAUAUAUAUAAAUGUUCUCAAAUGUGUUGCAUGGGGCUCAUCGUUGCAUACUUUUUUUUGUAUAUAGAAUUCCUGUCAACGUCCCUGGCUAUGGUGAUAUGUGUUUCUAUCUUUCUUCUUAAUUUGUGCUAAAUUAUGUUAUAACCUAGCUAACAUUGACCAGUGCUUAAUGUCCUGUUGAAAUUUUAUGCAUCUUUGUUGAUUAUCUGAUUAUCUUGCAUUUUCUUGCCCACUCAAGUCUACAGAGUAUAGGCAAGUGUAAUACGAUAAGUUGGCCCUUUUUGAUCACCAAAUUGAUUAGCCUUUCACUUCCCUGCACAAAGUGUCAAAAUGAUUUGGAAUAUUUGAGCAAUUUUAUGAUCACUAUUUAGCUAAUACUGCUAAUCUCUAAAUGGGUCUAAUUUGAAAUAUAUAUUUAAUUCAUGACUAUGUACAUAGCAAAUACAGAAUUGGGAAUGAAACCUAGUCAAAACUUGUUUUUUAUAUGUUAAAUAUCUGUCUUUUCAAUCAAGCCCAUGGUGUUUGAUGCAGUUCCAACCUAACAAAGAUACAGUAUCAUGUAGUUUAAAGGCAAGUUACUUUACAUCUGGAUGCCCAGUGUGAUUAUUUCACUUUUGGCUCCUUCCAGUUUGCUAUUGUAUUUCUUCUGGCUCAGCAGUAGACAAGCCACUGAUCACUAUGUAAAACUAUACACAGUGAGAAAAUCGCAAUUUAGCAAAUUAGGGAAACAUUCCCUCCUGAACAAGGUGAAAUAGCACACAGGGCUUUAUCAUUAUGCAUUGAUUUUUAGCUCAUAAUCUGCAGAGAAAUACAGUACCGCGUUGACUUACCAUAUUCAUACAUACACACACAUAAUACCCCAAAUAUAUUCCACUAAUGUGAAAAAAUAUCUUAGGCAAGCAUUCUCUCUGUAAACACGUAUUCACAUGAGCAGAUAUUACCAUUUGUCCACCUGCUUCUCUCUGGAGAGUGAACGACAUGCUAUAUUGUCAAUUGAGUUCUAAAUUAAAAUGUGUGUGGUCGGUAUGAGGUUACAAACUAAUUUCCAUUUAAACCCAAGAUGGGUCUUCAGAGGAUACAUGGUGUUUGAAUAACUUCAUAUCUCCAAAAUGGUCCCACUUUAUCAACUGCCACAAGAAUAUUAGAACCCAUGUUAUUAAUUACAUCCACUGUAUAUGCCAGGUUCAUAAAUUUACUAUGCUCUUUCCUGCUACGUUUAACCAAGUGAUUGUCUAUGGUGGUAUAUUAGCUAAAGAUUGGCUAAUUAAUCUGGACCAGGAAAAAACUAAUUUAAUAACUGCAUUGUGUUGUUGUUUUUAUGAAUAACUCAAUUGUGUCUCUCAGAAUUGUCAUUCCCUAGAUGUCUACGAAGUGUCAAGAUGGUACAAUCCAUAGAUCCAAACCCCCACACUAGUUGUAAUUCCUCUCACUCUGCUGGCAGGAACCAGAAUACUUUCAGCUCACAAACCAAAACGGCUGGUUGUCAUAUUACCUUUCCAAAAUAAUUCAGGUCAAAAGCAUAGAUUGAAAAUAAAAUGUGUCCCACUUAAGCCAUUUAGAGAUGCCAUUUUCAUUGCAGUACUGCCAAUGACGAGUGGGAGUUGGCCCCAAAACCAAUAUUUGUUUUAAUAUACAGUACAUUUAUUUAAUAAUCCAUAACUAUUUUCAUUAUUCUUACAUCAUAUUAAAGACCCAUGCCUGCCACUCCCCAUCCCCCCAUGUAACAGUAGUUAACAGAACAAGAGAGAGCACGACAUUAUCUGCCGUUAAUGAUAGACUCCUGCGACAAUGCAAAAAAACGAUAGGUACGAUAGGUUUGAUAUGACAAAUUUCCCAAUUUCAUGUUUCAUUACUGUCAGGUAUUAUCACAGUUUGUGAGGCUGUUAUGUUAUGCAUUAUGUAAUGUAUUCAUAACAUGAUUCAAAUAUAUAUACAGUAGUCUGAUAAAUGACAUCUUUUACAUUCACGCGCUGCAACAGUGGGGACCCAGGGUUGGUGUUUUCUCAUCAUAAGAUGAUUUUAGUUCUUUGUAAAGUGUAAGGUUGGACAGGAGUGACAGAAACUGAAUCACAAAUUGAGCUGAAUGUGGACCAGCCAUGUCAAAAGGAAGCUAGAGAGUGACUAAUAGGUUCUCACCCAGUUCUGGAAUCUUUUUAUCAUGGCACAUUUUUUUCUAAUCAGGUUUAGCCAAACGUACUUGUCGUCAGUCACAGUUGACGGUUGAUGCUGUCACUUUGAGAAUUUUAAAGGGAUUUUUAAAUAUUUUGGAGUGCUCUUCCUUCAGUCUCAGUAAAUGUCUGCCCGUCUAAAGAUCUGAAGUACAGUAUUGUAGUACACACUACAGUAUAUAAAAUAUAAAAACCUGUCCCCCUUUGUACAAUAACAAUACAAUGUAUGGAUUUCACACAGUCUCACUCACUGAACCUGCUCUACAUUCUGAGACCAGCCCGUGAGAUCUGGUGGUCCCACAUUCAGCUGUCUGAAUUCCCAACGAAGACAUCUGUCUCAGUAGCCAGCCAAUCAAUUCUCCCAUUACAGCCCUCUAAUCACAUAAUCCAGGCUCUGAUGAAGUCUGGCUUAAAUAGGCCAGAGUGAAGGCCAACAUGUGACAGCUGUCCUACACCUGGACACACUGACAAAUCGGCUGGUGGCUGGGAGACCCCAGGCUCACACAAUGAGGUAAGACAUGAAGCACACAGACCCCAGGGAUCCUAUUAAAUCAACAACAUACACUUUUGGUGCAUUUCACCAUUUCCCCCAGCAAUCUGCAAAAUUCAGUGCGAUCACACCGGUCAGAACCAAUCUGAAUGUGCUGCUGCUCACACUGAUGGGUGAGUGUGCAUGGUUUCCCUGAGGGAACCAGGAGGAGGGAUCAUGAUUUGUGUGUGUAGGUGCCCUCUGGUCUAACAAUAUUUCCUGAGAAAAAGGAGACAUCGUACAAAGUACAUGGUGUCUUCCUACUGCAACUAUUGCUAUAAAACUAGAUGUUUGCCAUGUACAUACCCUCAGGGACAAAGUUGCUGACAGGCUGAUGGUGGUGACACACUUGUCUGACAGUUUUGCCCUCUCAGCGUUUGUGCUGGUCUGAUUGUUAAAUAUUAAAAAUCUCAUAUUAAAGGCUGAAAAUUCUCAACUAUAGUUUUUUUUUAAAAUAUAUAUAUUCCCGUUCAAAUUACUUCCAUUCGCAGUACUCCUGACACUGCAUGUAGGAAAAGAGAUAAAGAGAAAUGCAUCAUAUUAGUUUGGCCUCAGGUAACAGUUGGUCACCAGGCUCCAAGUUGUCAUUUAAAGACCAGUUCUGCUCUUUCUGCUUUAGGGUUCCACCUUUAAAUAAACCUCAGUUCCAGUUGCACUAAAGCAUCCGCCUAACAAUUAUACUCCAAAAUCUCUAUCAUUUACUGUGAGGAUAAUGUUCUGUAGGUUCUACAUCUCUCCCUUCCUACUUCAAAUUUAGGACGUGUAGUUUUAGUUUUGUUUUUUAUGACUAAAUUAUAAACUUUUUCUUUUUUUCUAAUCUGGUCUGGAUGUGUUUCAUCAGCAAAAGUGAAAAUUGUGCCAAGUAAUUCUCUGUCCUCUUAAUAGAUAUUUCACAGUCUCUAAACGAUUCUUUGGCAUUCGUUGUAAAUGAAUUUGUUGGUAGCUUUUAUUUUCUACCUGCCAGUUUUGUUCUUUACAGAGAGAAUCUCUCUGUCAUAGCAGAUUUUACCCCUUUGGAAAGUUCUAUUGUACAUUUUUCUCCUGCUCUGUAAAUGUCAAAGUGUUUCUGUUUAGGUCAUAAUGACAUUUCAAGUGUUUGGUCAGUACAUCAGAAAGUCAUAUAAAUCAGCAGCAUACUGCUGUUUUGCUGUAAACUUCAAUAAAUAAAGUAGAUUGAUGAGGACGCUUAUAGCUUUGAGCUGGGUGUUGUGCCAACUUAGAUUAUCUCAGGCUUUUUAGAUAUGGCUAAUAUGUUACUGUUUUCUUUUUUGUCCACAGUGCACCUAUCAAGAAUUCAGCCUUUCCUAGGCUCUUCCAGUUGGCAAAGAUGAUGCAGUCUCCCUGCCCAUCACCACAGGCAAUAUGUGUCAAAAAGUAUGAGGGUAAGCUUCUCUCCAACAUGAUUUAAUAAAGAGGUUAUAGCCGUAGCUUUAAAGACAAGCAAUACAAGCAGGGAAGACGGUGGACGAAAGAAAGAGACACACUUCAAAACUGUGAUCAGGUCUCCUAACUCCAGAGGUUGUAGGUUUAAAAUAAGUUGACUUUUGAAUCUAGGUUUUCUGCACUCAGCAUCAGAGCAGAGGUUUUUUUUAAGCACACCAUCAUUUUUAGCACAAACUAUACAUCUGGGUUACAAAUACAAAGUCAUCGCAGUGUUUCCCCUUCCAUUAGGAUUUAGGAGAGUGUUCUAAAGUAUCACACACCCUGACCAGAAAGCCAUAAACCCUGGGGAAACACCGAACACUUGACAAGAGUGAUUGAAAUCUUUCACCAGAAGACGUAUGACAAAGAAUAAUUUAAAAACAAUCCGGUCCCAAAGAAAUAUUUCUAUUGCUUAAAAAAAAAAAAAAAAA